Molecule: messenger RNA, 345 nt
Organism: Mytilinidion resinicola
Lineage: Eukaryota; Fungi; Ascomycota; Dothideomycetes; Mytilinidiales; Mytilinidiaceae
Exons: 1
Coding region: 1-345 (114 amino acids)
Source: RefSeq, a predicted model, not a curated record
AUGGGAACCACGUUCUUCCACCGAGGAGAGCCUCAACCUACCGAGGCGCCCUCCUCUAGUCCUCCCGUCAAUUUCGGCGAUCGAUUUCUUCACGAUGCGCACUUCCGCAACGUCAUCCUGAUCGUCGCCGCCGUCGUCCUUUUGUUCUUAGCUAUCCUAGUCAUUGCAGUCUUGAUCUGCGUCCUCCGCAGGCGCAAGCCAAAGGCGCGCGCUGAUGUGGAGUGCGGCCUCGAGGACCAGUCGGGGUUCAGGUCAAUCCCGCUUUACUGGAUCAAGGGUCCUGGGGCAACCCAGGUCCCUUCGUCACGUCCCCGGAAGCUGCAAAAGCCUAAUACUCGAUUGUGA